UAGGAGUGCAUGAUAGAGAGAAAACAGAAAGGUGUUUAUAAACUAAAAGAUGUUCAACUAAAGAAACUAAAAGAUGUUCAACUGAAGAUCCUCUAUUUUUGUCGCCACUAGAAGAAAUUUGCGCAGAAACACCGUACAGAUGAUCAUGACAUCCGAGUGCAGAGAGUGCGAGGACGUAGCUACGUCAUAGGUCAUAGGUCAUGGCCUUCAUAAGCUGCGACUUUGCAUAUAAAAACCGAACAACUUCUUGCUCUUAUUCACUGUUACUCAGGCAUCACAGCCGAACGGAAAAGGGGGAGGCAGAGAGAAAGAGAGGGAGAGUUAAAGUGGAUGCAGAAGACGUUCAAGAAAACCGACGAGAAGUUAACAGUUAAAACCUGGGAACGAAAGGCUGACAGGCACUGUUAUACACUUCUGCAAGGUUCACUUUUCUGCAGUUAUUGCUUUUCUUGAACGCGGCAUUUUUCAGGUACCAGUAUAAGUAUACCGGAGUAAAGAAGAGUACAUACAACCCCGAAAGAAGCUCCAGUUAAAGUGUGAAAAUGCUUGCAGCGACGUCCAAAGUUCGAAGUGGGCUGCAUUUGAGGUGUGUCAACGCGGCCGUCAGGAAGUACAACGACCAUGCCCGAUACCACCGUUCUAACAGCGCGGGCACAGGGCCACCUGGGCCGCUUGGAACAUCUAAGACCUCAGCCGCUCACAAGGGGAACCACGCCCCCUGCAGGAGCGUCAUGUUUAUGGACAGAAAAACCGUGACGUCAGGAAAGGUGAAGUUCCAGAACGCUGACGUCUACAUCCUCGAUAUGGAGGACAGCGUACCGAUUGAUGAAAAAGACGCCACGAGAGAGGCAGCCGCCAGGUUCAUCCAGCAAUGGAACCUUCCUCAGCCUCUCUACGUGCGCACGAGCUCGAUUGGAGAAGCUCACGAGGAAACGGUGAAGGAUUUUGAGUUCCUCUCCCACCAAAACCUAACCGGAUACGUGCUGCCGAAGUUAUCGUACAAGGUCGAGUUGCAAGAGUAUACCCGCCUAGCAGCAUGCCAAGAAACACAGAAAAACCUCCCCGAAAACCACUUUCGUUUCUUCCCUAUUCUUGAGACAGCACAGGGCGUGGCUAACUGCCAUGAACUCGUCCAGUCAGGAGUCACGAGACAUGCAAUUAUUUCGCUGGGGACUUAUGAUUUUGGGAAUGAUGUCCAAGCAGAUUUUGUUGGAGAAACAAUGUUUCACGCCAUGAAAGAUGUUCUCUUGGCGACCAGAGCUGCAUCCUUGCCGAUGAUAUGGGGUAUUUACGUUCUACUUGGUGACUUUUCUGGCCUAGAAAAAUUAUCUCAAAAGGCUAAAGAAAUCGGCUGCAGCGGCGGGUUUGCUUUGACGCCUGCCCAGGCGGUGAUCCUCAACCGAGUCUUCUCUCGGUCGUUCCGUGAGAUGAACCACAGUCGCGACAUUGUUCACAUGAAAGAAAAUGGCGGUAUCAACAUGUAUUAUCCGCAUCACCAACAAAGUGGAGUUAUGCUUGGACCACCGUUGUUCAAAAAAGCAGAAAAUAUCCUGAGGAUGGCCAGCCUAGAGACUGAAUACGAUCAGGUGAAGGCUCAAGGCCCGCACAAAUCCGCACCUGUUCAAGAAACGGUUGCUCUGCCUUUAGAAGAGGCCACUAAUGAAACAAGAACUGUUUCAUUAAAGAACAAAUCUCCUGGCUUCCAGCAAAUAUCGCUUCCCCAGCAAACAAGUGGCCAACCACUGUUUCGAACCACACCCGAUCUUUCGUCUUUUCUAUCAAAAGCAGACUACGAUGGAGAGCACCUUCAACCUCAGGCUGCGUUUGCCACAGCUAGUUUGGCAUCAAAACCAGAACUAUUUUUUGAUGACGACAUGGCACGUGCACGCUGGGCUCCAGGCAACCAAUCAAAAUUCAAACGAUGGAGACGAGAUGAACCAAUCAGAACCCCGCAUGAAUUGACCAUUGACCCGGCUAUUUCGAAGCUUUGGAAUUCUUCUUUUUAUUGCAACUCGCUACUUGCUAGCAGUCGACAGUUUGCCCUUGACUGUGGGAUGGAAGAAACUCAGCCGCCACUGCAACUGCUGAUGACGGCAACCAUUGCUAUGGCGGUUAGCAGUUUUACAGAGCACUGCAGGUAUCAUUUGGGUUUCCAAAAUGCGCAACAACGUCGACCAAUCAAAGGCGGAGAAACUGUCACAGCGACGGUACGCGUGGUUGACGUACGUCCGACAAGUGGCGGGAGGUACGACGUCGUAACGUCUAAGCACGAGCUGGAGGAUUGCCAUGGAAACGUUCUUUUCACCGUCGGGAAGAAGUCCAUGUUUCCGGCUGGUAUGUUUCCACAUAUUGGACGUUGCCCGGAGGGAGACAGAAAGCCAACGACGAAAAACCCAAUGCAGGAAAUGGUUGAGACGCAGCACCAACUCCGCAGCCACAUCACUGACGGUGUUGAGCCGCUGGAACAAUCAGAGCUGUACGUUCAUCGUCUUGUGAAGGUGGUGGAAAGUUACGAAUCGAGAGCCUUCUGUCAUCAGUUCUGGAUUACAAAUGAACAUCAUCUUAACAGCAUGAAGUUUUCGGCGACAGACUUGCUGGUCCCUGGGCCCCUGGUGACUGCGGCCUCCCUCUCUAACACUGGCCUGGACUAUGGAUAUGUCUUAUAUGAAGAGAUCCUGGAGGCCAAGAAUAUAAAUAGGGUUGCCAUGGGUGAUAUGAUUUCCUCACUGUCACUAAUACUGGAUGUUCGACCUAACCCUGCUAAUCCAGCGCUGGAGGAGGUCACAUCAAGGGUGUUCGGUUUGAUCAACAUCGAACCAGAGGAACUGAGGGAGCUCUCUGUGCCGCGUGACGUCGUGGAGUCUGCGCAUCUAAAACCCUCCGAAAUGGAAAAGAUAUUUAUCAACGAUUGUCCGCAGCUCUUCAAAAAGGUGGCUUCUGUCACAACGCGGAGAAUACUGCGUCCCUCUCCCACGUGGAUGCUGUGAUCAUUGAUCUAGGCUAAUGGAAAGCGUUCGAACAAUCUUGACUCAGACACGUACAGUUCUUCAAUCCAGCCAUAUGGAACUCGAGAAUGCAUUGCUUAGAACUUGGACAUUACCAAUAUACAAGUU
Molecule: messenger RNA, 3113 nt
Organism: Lingula anatina
Lineage: Eukaryota; Metazoa; Brachiopoda; Lingulata; Lingulida; Lingulidae
Biological process (GO): oxaloacetate metabolic process
Molecular function (GO): magnesium ion binding; catalytic activity
Source: RefSeq, a predicted model, not a curated record